Daucus carota subsp. sativus is the source of this 1252-nucleotide messenger RNA. RefSeq lists its product as uncharacterized. Bases 118 to 990 code for a protein of 290 amino acids. The transcript has 8 exons. The record is from RefSeq and is a predicted model, not a curated record. NCBI's taxonomy places the organism in Eukaryota, Viridiplantae, Streptophyta, Magnoliopsida, Apiales, Apiaceae.
GGAAAAUGAGAGGGCGGGGAGUACACUAGUAAAUACAAAUACAAUAUCCAUGAAAUUAAGUUUUUAUGUGCAAGUCUCUCUGGUGAAGAACACAUGUACACAAACUUCUAACUUUCCAUGAAUCUCUCGUCAAGGACCGAGAUUCAUGGCCUUCACCCCCACCCACAUCCUCUUGCCCCCUCUCUCUCCCUACAAAAACCCUUUGUUUCUCUCUCUAAAACGCCCACUUUUUUGUCACCAAGAACCCAUCUUUCCACCUCUGCACCCCACUACAAGCCAAGAAAUUUCAGGGUUUUCAAUGCCAAGCAAGCCUGGUUUCGAAACAAUGAGCAACAGGGGGUGAUCUACACCGAUGACUUGUCGGAAGACGGAGAGGUGUACAAAAGCACUCUGAGAUUAGUGGAGUGUUCUAUGUUUGCUGCACUUGGGGGAUUGAGUUAUAUUCUGAGUAGUUCUCUUGCAAUUGAGAAUUAUUUUGGAUGUUUCUUCGCAUUGCCAAUAGUAUUCUCCUCUAUAAGAUGGGGUUUAGCUGCUGGAAGAAAAACUAUGGUGGCAACUGCUAUACUGUUAUUUGUUUUAGCUGGUCCAUUAAAAGCUUUAACUUAUCUGUUGAUGUACGGGUUGCUAGGUCUUACUAUGGGUUCUUUGUGGAGGUUAAGGGCAAGUUGGGGCAUUUCUGUCUGUCUGACUGCAGUUGCUCGGGCUUUGGGUGCCACAUGUUAUGUUGUGAUGUACUCAUUCUUAAUUAGAGAAAAUAUUCUCUCUCUGAUCACAAUAAAUAUUCAUGCUAGUCUCACAUAUAUCCUUACAGCAUUGGGAUUUAUCACAAUUCCAUCGAUGAACACUAUAUAUGCCAUCUUCGGGAUUCUGCUUUUGAUGAACUGUGGUUUCUUUGUGUUCUUGCUGCAUCUUCUUUAUUCGGUAUUCUUUACACGUCUUGGAAUGAAAGAAUCACUGAGGUUGCCAGGUUGGUUGGACAAGGCAAUAUAAUGUAGACUGAUUUACUCAAAUUACUUGGGAAGUAUAAAUGAUCGAAUUGUCUGCGGAGCAUGAAUUAAGGUAUCAAGAAAAGGAGUGCUCUGUGAAAAAUUUUGGAAUGUUAAAACACUACUUUUGUUUUACAGAUUUUAUCAAAUCAUUGAUCUCGAUGAAGUUAUCCGACAAAAAAGUCAGAAUAGAAUCAUGGUGCAAUCAAAUGCAACCGAGUACAACCUUUUGUUUCAAACAGUCUUAAAGAAGAGUUUUAUUUGUA